AUGUAUUCUUCCAUCCUCACUCUUGCCCUCCUCACGACUCCCAUCUACGCUGCCACUAGUGCGCGCGUCUGGGCACACUUCUACCCCAGCUGCCCUGGGGAUCUUUUUUCCGACCUUGCCACCUACGAAAACUAUGAAGAAACCAUCCCAUCCAUCGACAUCAAAGAAGGCGAGUGCGCCAACAUUGGCGUCCCCUCCUACGAGCAUAACCUCGUCAGCUCCAUCUCCGUGGACGCAGAGCUUCUCUCCCGCGCACACAACGGCUACUUCUCAUCUGAUACCACCAAUUGCAACAUCACCGUACACGAAGUUCCCGAGUGCGUCGAGCCACCACUGAUCGUCCAGGAGAUCCACAACGGCGUUGAAGUCAGCGAGUGCGAGGCCCGGCGAUUUGCUGCCUUCAGUGAGGUGUGGUUACGACUGGUCUGCGACGACGCCGGCAAGGAGUCCCUCGAGAAUCAGGGCCAAGAUAUCCCACGUAUCGAUGGGACUGCCAAGAGUCAACAGGCCAGCAAUGUCCAGACUCCCGGCUCCAAUUCGAAUUCGUGGCAUGUGGCGCAGUCCGCUCAGUCUGAGCGCGAGCCUGAGCAGGAAGACCGUGUAAACAAUGCUGGCCAUGCGGAGAGUGAGAAAAUGGUGCACAACAUCAUGGAGGAACUCGCGCAGAAGCACUCGCACUUUGUUUCGGGUAAGCAUCAUGCUACCCAGAGCAAUGUAUCGCUUCACAAUGGCACUGUCCCUGGCAAUCACACUAUCUCGCGGAGAAAGUUGUCUGUGCUGCGCAACCGCGCUAAUCGGUUGUAUUAG
Penicillium maclennaniae is the source of this 807-nucleotide messenger RNA. RefSeq lists its product as uncharacterized. Bases 1 to 807 code for a protein of 268 amino acids. The record is from RefSeq and is a predicted model, not a curated record. The transcript has a single exon. Lineage: Eukaryota; Fungi; Ascomycota; Eurotiomycetes; Eurotiales; Aspergillaceae.